AUGUUGCCGAGGAAAAGAAGUGCGAUGCUGCUCAGCUUUGUAGUCGCGAUGGUGAUCCACCAGACGGAACAGUAUGGCUCCGGAGCUCCGUCAGGGGCCUGUAUAGACCAGACGCCGAGACACGAGUCUAUCCCGGCGCAGUCAUCGACACCUCCCUACAUCAUCCUGACAUCGACUGCACAAGUGAGGCAGGGAGACACUCUGCAGGUGACAGUCGGCAGCCCUGCGGGGGCUCCGCUACCCAUCGGAGGGUUCAUCUUACAGGCUCGACAGAUACAGAACCCAGACGUGAUAGUAGGCAAGUUUGUAGGCGUACCAGACACAACUAUGACCCACGUGACCACAUGUAGCAACCCCAACGACACGGUGACACACUCCUCGCCCGAGGACAAACCUGCCAUGACCUUCCAAUGGCAAGCACCUACUGACUUCCUUGGAGGAAUUGAAUUCAGAGCGACCGUGGCCCAAAGCUACGCAACUUUCUGGAAGAAUGUGGAGUCUCCUUUAGUCGAGGUGGUGACUCCCGACACAGUAACCAGCGCCCCCGCUGCCGCUGCACCAGCCACUACUAGGGCAACGCAACCACCGCCCGUCAUCAUGGAGAGCAAGCCCAAACAAGAAGCAGCACCCCUCGACGUGGUCUACCAGGGCUGUUCUGACACGAAACUAUGCUUUGGAGUACCACAGAACUGCGUUACCAAAGGCGACUGCAAAGCUGUACUAGCAGUAUUUGUUUCGGGAGACCGAUACACGUUUGAACUGCAGGCCGUUGGCAACCCUAAGUAUGUAGCAGCUGGUCUAAGUACUGACAAUAAGAUGGGUGACGAUAGCGCCAUGGAAUGCGUGAGGAAUGACAAUGGGAGAGUAAGCCUCUUCACUUCGUGGACUUAUUCUAAGGUUGAUCCCUAUGUAAGCCGUUCUGACUCGCCUCAAGAGAUCGUGCAGCUUCAGGAGUCGUCUGUGAUCGAUGGCAAACUGUACUGCAAGUUCAGAAGAGACGUGGUGUCUGUUGUGCAAGGCAAGACGUUCGACCUCGCCAACUCUAUGUACAAUUUGAUGGUGGUCGCUGGCAGUGAGAUGAAAGAUGCGAAUCGCGUGGGAUUCCACGACUUGGCGUACGAAGCGACCGGUACUCCAAUGUCGCUGGCUACAGUGGGCACCGCGGCUGGUAGCUCCAAGCUACUGCUCAAACUACACGGCAGCUUCAUGUUGCUAGCUUGGCUGGGCACUGCAUCGCUUGGUAUACUGCUAGCUCGCUACUUUAGGCAGACUUGGGUCGGCAAGCAGCUCGGCGGCAAGGAUAUCUGGUUUGCUUACCAUCGUAUCUUCAUGGUACUGACGUGGCUGCUGACUGUAGUCGGGUUCAUUCUGAUCCUGAUCGAGGUGGGCGGCUGGUCCACUACUGGAGACAACCCUCACGCCAUCACCGGCAUCGUCACGGUUAUCCUGUGCUUCAUACAACCUAUUGGUGCAUACUUCAGGCCGCACCCGGGCACUAAGACCAGGCCGGUCUUCAACUGGGCGCACUGGCUGCUCGGGAACUCCGCUCACAUUCUGGGAAUCGUGACGAUCUUCUUCGCGGUGUACCUGCAGAAGGCGGAGCUCCCCUCGUGGAGCGUGUACAUACUCGCUGCCUUCGUCGCCUUCCACGUCAUCAUGCAUCUUGUGCUCACUUUGACGGUGUGUGUAUCGGACGGGCGUAUUAGCAACGGACGCAUCAACGCGUUCCCCAUGAAGGACAUGCUCGGACAGACGCGGCAGGCCACGCAGGUCGACCGCAGCACUGAUGCUCCGUUCUCAAGGUUCAGACGGCUGCUCCUCGGAGUCUACACGCCCGUAGUACUGAUAUUCGCGAUCGCUAUGGUCUGCCUAGUAGCCCUCGCUCCCAUCACAGAAGUAUACGACACGAUCAUGGGUGCUUGA
Messenger RNA from Spodoptera littoralis (African cotton leafworm), 1923 nucleotides. Lineage: Eukaryota; Metazoa; Arthropoda; Insecta; Lepidoptera; Noctuidae. The record is from the annotation of a GenBank genome assembly.